AUGGCGGAGCACGAGUGGUUCGAUACCUUUAUAAUGUUUCAAAGACUCGAGCAUCUUUCGGUGGAUCCAGCGGACUUUGAUUUGAAUUAUCAGAACGACUUGGACGGCCCAAAUGCGUUCAUCACCACAUUACCUCGAUCACUUCGAAGCCUAACCUUCCUGGCCCAGCACCACUCGGACUUCACGGACAUCGAAUGGCUUGCCGACGCCGUUCACGAAGGGGACUUUGAAAACCUCGAAAGCUUCACCAUUCAUGUUCCAUACAGAGACAGAGACUUCUUUCACAAGGCUAUGAGCGAAAUCUGGUGUGGGAUCGAUAAGCCAGAGUCUGGGGAGGACGAAGCUUCCUUCUGUGUCAAAGUGAUUUCUAAGACUGAUUCGAGGGAAUUUUGGUGUUACUGGUGA
Molecule: messenger RNA, 405 nt
Organism: Colletotrichum tamarilloi
Lineage: Eukaryota; Fungi; Ascomycota; Sordariomycetes; Glomerellales; Glomerellaceae
Exons: 1
Coding region: 1-405 (134 amino acids)
Source: RefSeq, a predicted model, not a curated record